Molecule: messenger RNA, 3114 nt
Organism: Esox lucius (northern pike)
Lineage: Eukaryota; Metazoa; Chordata; Actinopteri; Esociformes; Esocidae
Product: intestinal mucin-like protein
Exons: 20
Coding region: 1-2949 (982 amino acids)
Cellular component (GO): extracellular matrix
Molecular function (GO): protein binding
Source: RefSeq, a predicted model, not a curated record
AUGGAGGUCAACAAUGUGUGUGGUGGAGAUGAUGAAUCCAUAAAGAAUAUAAUUGCUGCUGGUUAUCACAUUUGCUCAACGCCAGAGGCAGUUGAAUGCAGGUCAAAACAAUUUCCGAGUCUUACGAUAUCACAGCUGGGCCAAGAUGUGACAUGUGAUUCAUCCAUUGGGCUGAUUUGUAACAAUAAUGAGCAAGGUCUUCAACAAACCUGCUUUGACUACGAGAUUAGAGUUAAAUGUUGUGAAUUUGUAUGCACAACACCGACUUCAACCACCAUAACAACAACAGGUCCUAAAACCACUACCCACAAACCAAGCUCUACUUCAACAUCAACAGCUCCAGGUACAACUAAAACAACAACUCACACCCCUACUACAACUCAAACCACAACUUCCCAGCCUCCCACAACGUCAUUCACAAUAAUAACAGGGACAAUAACAAACCCAAAAACGGAACCCAUUAUCUGUUUUUGUCAUUACGAACAAAAGUACUUCACUGUUGGCUCAGUUGUGUACAAUGUCUCGGACCAUGAUGGAUGGUGCUAUAUCGGAGUCUGCAACGAUUCAUGUCUAGUAGAAUCAAUUUCUACCCAUUGUGGUACGACUCCCUCAACAACCCCUAAAACUACACAUCUUCCAACAAUAUCACAGACAACGGAAAUACCAACCACUAGUCAACAAAAAAACUGUGAUCAUGAUAUUCCUCCAAGAAAGAAUGGAGACGUUUGGGUAUAUAAUAAGUGCACCAACGCAACAUGCGUCAACGGAACAGUUAUAUAUGAACAUGUACAUUGUAAGACUCCGAAAGAAAUAACAUGUGAAAAUAACCAACCUGCAGUCAAAGUUUAUGAUGAUUCUGGAUGCUGUUUCGACUACGUGUGCCAAUGUAUCUGUUAUGGCUGGGGAGACCCUCACUAUGUUACUUUUGAUGGAACGUACUAUGGCUUCCAAGGAAAUUGUUCAUACAUCUUGGUCAAAGAAAUCCUGCCAAAGUACAACUUCAGUGUUGUCAUUGAUAAUUUUUACUGCGAUGCCCGAGAUGGACUUUCCUGUCCUCAGUCACUGACUGUUUAUUAUCAGUCUUAUGAGAUAUUCAUGACCAAGAAGGAUGUUGAUGGAGUUUUCACAAACCUGAAUUAUGUCAAUGGGAAACAAAUCAUCCCAGCAUAUCAGACCAAGGAUUUCCGCAUCACAGACAAUGGAAUUGAAACACUUGUGGUAAUACCAACAAUCGAUGCCAAGAUUUCUUUCACUGGUAUGAUGUUUGCCAUAUACCUGCCCUGGAACAUUUUUAGCUACAACACUGAAGGACAGUGUGGUACAUGUGACAACAACAGGACAGAUGACUGCCUCUUGCCAAAUGGGACAAUCGAUUCAUCUUGUCCUGACAUGGCACACUACUGGCAUGUUGCAGACCAAAAUAACAGUCAGUGCAAUCCACCACCAGUUAUUGUUCCAACCAAACCACCAGCUUGCGUUCCAUCCAUUUGUGAUGUCAUUGAAAGCGAUGUCUUUGAGCAGUGCCAUGGUUUGGUGGACCACAGGCCAUUUGUUGAGGGAUGCCAUUUUGAUGUGUGUCAUAUUGGUGAGAUCACCAUUGGCUGCACCAGCAUUCAGGCCUAUGCUGACGAAUGUGCCCAUGCAGGAGUCUGUAUUGACUGGAGAAUUUCAACAAAUGGAACAUGUGAUUUUACAUGUCCGAAACACAAGGUUUAUCAGGCCUGCGGUCCACAAGUUGAGCCAACCUGUAAUGUUGGGUACAAUGUAAAAUUCAUACAGACGCAUAAUGAAUUCAGCAAAAUGGAAGAUAUUAGAUGGGGUGGAUGCUAUUGCCCUCCGGGUACCAUUCUGAAGAGUCCCAGCUCGAAUACCUGUAUCUCCAACUGCGAUAUAUGCAUAUUGCCUAAUGGAGAAUGGAAAGAGGCUAAUGACACCUGGGUGAGUGGCUGCCAGGAAUGUGUGUGUGACGAAAACCUUCUGGAAAUACAGUGCAAUCAACUACCAUGUGAACAACAGCCUGCUCUUACCUGUAAUCAGGAGGGCGAGGUUGUUGUUGUAGAAACGGUUAAUUGCUGUCCACAGGAGAAAUGCGAAUGUGAUACCAAAAGAUGCUCUUCUUCCAACUUAACUUGCUCAGUUGGAUUUGAGAGAGACAUGACUAUGGGACCAUGUUGCCCAAUAUAUCAAUGUGUGCCGAAGGAUGUCUGCGUGUCUAAUAAUACUGAAUAUCAGCCAGGGGCCAAUGUUCCCAUGGGCAACUGUCAGACUUGUGUUUGUGGUGACAAGGUUGAUGCCACAACUAAUCAACGUAUCAUUGAGUGUAAGCCAACUGAAUGUGAUCAUACGUGUCCACAGGGCUAUGAGUAUCAAGCCAUGUCUGAACAGUGUGGUGGAAAGUGUGUACAGACCAGCUGUGUGGUUAGGCUGCGAGAUAAUACCACUCACACUAUUCAGCCUGGAUCCAUUUGGACACCACCUGGAGACAAGUGUCUAAGAUUCGAAUGUGUAAAGAUUAUUGACCAACUCAUCACAAUGGAGGUUCAGACUGUCUGCCCUGACUUCAACUCUGAAGAUUGCAUACCUGGCACUGAAGUCAUUGCUCCAGAUAACUGCUGCCAUCACUGUACUUCAAAAACUAAGUCGUGCAGUGUUACAAACAGCAAAGUGUUCCUAUUCAAGAAUGGCUGCAAGUCAGUAAACGAAGUGGAAAUAACAACUUGUGGUGGAUCCUGUGGCACAUAUGCCAUGUAUUCUCCUGAGGCCAACACAAUGGAACGCUCUUGUUCCUGCUGUUUGGAAGUAUCCACCACCAAGAAGGAAGUGGAAAUGAUCUGCCCUGAUGGAACAAAGUUCAAUCACUCCUAUUUGCACAUUGAAAAUUGUGGCUGCCAGAGGACAGCAUGUGGGACCCCAGAGGUGACACCAGUCACAAGUCUCAAUGCAGGAUAGGUGAACGAUCCAUUCCUGCGACCAACCCUUUUCUGCUUAGAUUUGUUCUUUAUUUAUAUUCAACUUAUUUACUCUUUUGGUAAUAUGCUAACAAUGGGGCAAAUGUGUUAAAAUGUGUUAUGUUUUAACAACUUAAAUUACAUUAAAUAUACUACAUGCAUAUUA